Messenger RNA from Wasmannia auropunctata (little fire ant), 936 nucleotides. RefSeq lists its product as uncharacterized. Bases 1 to 936 code for a protein of 311 amino acids. The record is from RefSeq and is a predicted model, not a curated record. Lineage: Eukaryota; Metazoa; Arthropoda; Insecta; Hymenoptera; Formicidae. The transcript has a single exon.
AUGAAGCGGAAAUUCAAAACAAACUCUAAGUUUUACGCCAUGUAUGCGGCCUUCAUGGAUAAAUAUGAGGGGCUCCGCCACAUGACUCCAGUCGAGCCGUCCUUUGCAGGUAGCGGGACACGCAUCUGCUACCUACCACACCACGAGGUCAUGAAGGGUGAGGGAGAGGCUAGCAAAAUCAGGGUUGUCUUCAACGGCUCUUCGCGCCUGCCGAGCGGUGACUCACUCAACACACUCUUGCUGACUGGGCCCAACCUGCUUCCCACCUUGCCUCACGUUCUCUUGAGAUGGCGCCGGCACCGCUUCGUUCUGGUCACGGACAUUGAGAAAAUGUACCGCCAAGUCCUGGUCCACAAAGCCGACCGUGACCUGCAAAGGGUGGUCUGGCGCUCGGAUCGACGCGAUGCCACUCAAGAGUACCAGCUGAAUAUGGUGACCUAUGGGCUCACCUGCGCUCCGUUCUUGGCAAUCCGGGCUUUGCAGCAACUGGCGUCGGACGAAGGAGAGCGAUUUCCGCAGGGCGUCAGGGUGCUCCGCCAGGACGUCUACGUCAAUGACGUCCUGACCGACACUUCGACGGAGGGUCGCAGUAUCCGCGACCAACUCAUUCAGCUCUGCAUGGCGGGCGGCUUUCCACUGCGCAAAUGGGCGACCAACGCGGACGAGCUCUUGGAAGACAUCGCACCAGAGCACCGACAGUAUUGCAAGCACCGUGAGUGGGAACCCGAGCAAUGUCACUCCACUCUCGAACUCCAGUGGCACCCGCGCCAGGAGGCGUUUGGAUACCGUGUUCGGUUGCGCCAGGAGGAGACCGUCACAAAGCGUGUCGUGCUUGCAGAGACAGCGCGCUUGUUCGAUCCCUUGGGAUGGAUCGCCCCAGUGGUGAUCCGAGCGAAAAUACUCAUUCAAGCGCUGUGGAUGCAGCGCAUCGAUUAG